UUUGAUCAGUGUGAACAGCAGUCAUUUGUCAGUGGUGCUUUAAACCUGCAUUACAUUAAGGACAAUGAGGAGCACAGGACACACUUAAGAUGGAAUCACAGUAAAAAGCCUCUCGACUUGACUUGACUUGACUUGCAGAGGAUUAAUGCCAAACACAUGUCUAUGAUUGGUUUAUCGUCGCCAUUGAAAUGAGCAGCAGCCUGACAAGAAGCCAGUCCCUGAAGAACCUCACUGGGAGCCCUAAGUCAUGGAUUACAUCAGAUGGCCCCUUGUGGGACAGAAGGGGGACAGUUUCUCAGCUUGUCCAAAAAAUGCAACAAAUUUUGACAGGUAUCAGAGUUGUACAGAGCUCAGAGAUGCUGGCACAGAAAGGAAAUGUUUCAAGUCAUCUGUGCAAUUAAGACCAAACCAUGACCAAAUCCAUGAGAGUAAGCUAAACAACUCAUGGAAAAGAUAUGGAUGGACAGGAGAUUACCCAAGGUCUGUAGGCGUUUCCUCUUUGACCAGAAGUCACUCCAUGGGCACACUGUCUCAGAGAGACCUGCAAGGUACCAGUGCAUUGAGGGCUGUAUUUGAGUCUAAGAUCACUCUGCAGCAGGCCUACAGAAGUAGCCCGAGGCUCAGUGUAACACCACAGGCCAAAUACAGCACACUUAGCCGCACUACCUCAGCAAGUCAAGAGACUUUGAAAGGAUGGGGCAGAGACCAAAGAUGUACGGUCACUCCAGCAAAGAAGGACAAAAUUUAUGAGUGGGACAAAAAUUCAAAAACACAGAAGUGGAGACCCAGAGCUCCAGGAUCUGUGAAAAGAGAUGAACAAAGAUCUGUACCUGUAAAAUUGAAAUUCUCUGGUCAAAGAGAAAGCAGAACUUACUCACCAACCUCCUUUCCAACUGUGAAAGCCAGAUCAGCUCUCUAUCUAUCAAAGGUUGAAGCUGCAGACUCCUCAGGAUUCACCACACAAGAAGGUUCAGUUAUCCAAGAGCACAUCUAUGACUCGAGAAAGAAGACUAAACAAAGCAAGUUCCUGUCAUGUGUGAAGGAAAUGUGCUCUGCUUGUCAGAAACAAGUUUAUCCCAUGGAGAGAAUUGUAGCUGACAAACACAUACUCCACAACAACUGUUUCUGCUGCAAACACUGCAAGACGAAACUUAGCAUUAACAGUUAUUCUGCUCUUUAUGGAGAGUUCUACUGCACAUCUCACUACCAGCAGCUGUUCAAGCAAAAGGGAAACUAUGAUGAGGGAUUUGGAUACAGGCAGCGCAAAGACUCCUGGCUUCAAAGGACAGAAAACCCUGAAUCUGAUACCAAGAUCAGUCCAGCAUCCAAACAUGAAUUAAGUGUUGCCAGUCCAGCCAGAGCACUGGUUGGUGUCUCACAUCUACAGAACAGAGACAGAGAUGUUAACACUAAAAGCUAUCCUAAUGCCAGGGACAAACUAAGCAUUAGCUGGCCACCAGAAAACAAGGGAACCAAACAUAAUGCUUUACAGACUGAAAAAAUAACAGAGAGAAAAAAACACAAACCUCCCACAGUAAAGUUUAGUUCCAGAAAUGUGCAUAAUAAUAUGGUUAAGUCAGUUCUGUAUGAAAUGGACAGAGCAGUUCAACUGUCACCUGUAAUGCAAGAAAAGUCAAGGCUGUCCUUUACUACUGCAAGAGAACACAGGGGAUCACCACCACAAUCAAAAUUUGAGCAUGAAUGUUAUUGUGAGGAUCCAAAACCUUCACUAGCAAUUGCAGAUUGUACUUUGCCCAAAGAAAUACCGAGCAAUCAAGAUGAGGAUAAUUAUUUCUGUAAUCCAUGUUCUGCAAAGAAGCAGGAAGCUGCAAUAAAACCAGAACGCAUUGUCCAUUUUGCUCCAACAGUGGGUUCUGAGGAGGAAGCUACAGCCAAUUUUGAAAUAAAAGCUGAUAUGGAAACAGAAAACAGUAGCAAUAUAACCUCCAGUGAUGGCAGCGUUGAUGAUGAGAUGUCAGUUAGUCAUACUGGUGGAGACAGAAACUUGGGGAAGGCAAAAGAUGAAAAAGAGUUCUGUCCUAAUACGAAUGACACUGCUCUUAACCCCAAUGAUGACUUCAGUAAAUGCUUUGAUUUUGAUGACGAUACGAAGAAGGAUAUUUCUCAGUGUGAUAAUACUGAGGAGCUUCAAGAAAGACCUGUAGUAGUUCCCCCAGGACAAUCAGAGGCGAUACCAGCUUUACCAGACAUCAUGGACCCUAAGAGCAAAGACAAAAUGUUAGCCAAUGAGAAAAACAUUGUCAAAGGUUAUAGUAUAUCAUCAAAUUCUGAUGAGCAAAUUGGUACUGAGGACCGUGGCAAGAAAACCAUUGAUACGAUGGCUUCUAAAAAGGCGUCUAAAGGGAAAACUCCCUUAAUGAAACUCUUCAAAGGUGGUCCUAAAGAAAAUGAUGCAAUAGCAGAAAAAAUGAGUAGGAGUGGGCCAGAGAUGGAAACCAAGAAAGCUGACUCCAAACCGAAGCAUCUGUUAAGCAAAUUACUCUACUCCUCCACAGAAAAAGAAAGAGACCUGAAGAAAACCCCAGAAACCAAAUCAAGCGCAUAUGAAAUAGCAUACGAAAAGAAAGCAGAAAACAUUGAAACAGAAAAGGAGGGUUUGAGGAUUGUGAAAAUCGAAGACAAUGAUGUAACAUCAUCUCCAGCUAGACCAGAUAGCUUUGGAGAUAACAUUAUAAGUGAUACUACUGGCAAAGCUUCCAUCUCUAUGCCUUUAACACUAAUUCCAUUCUCAGAGUCUGAUAAGAAUAAAGGAAGAGCAUUGAAUGAAAGUAAUCUUGAGGAUGCAGGGAACAUUUCUAUAACACCAGACACCACACAAAUGAAUGUGACCUCUAAUGUUCAGAUGGCAGACAUAUCUUGCUCUGCUUAUUCUUCUGAAGUAUCUACAUCUCAAAUAUUAACCCCAAGAAGUGACCCUAUGGCUUUCUCAGAAGAGGAGACAUCUCUAAAUACAGACAAUGGAAUUUUGAAAGAAAUGGAAGAGUUUGUAACACCUUUAACAGAAUCAUCAACUGAAGAACACGGGUCAAAAACUGAUUUCCAUCACAUGGAUUUGACUGGAGCAGCAGCAGAGACUGAACAUUUUCAAAAUGCUACAUUAAGUCUUACCAUAGAUGCUGCGGGACCUAAUGUUGAUACUUUUGGAUCAAGAGAUGAAGAGAUGAAAAAAACUGGAAAGACCUUCAGCAGUACAGAGUUCUCAGUUCAAGUGAAUAAUAAUAGCAUGCCCUUGGAUGUCCCUGAUAUCUUUGCCAUGGACGAUAUACCUUUCGAAAAAGAAGAUAUUUUAGUGGCUUCUGACAGAAGAUACACUCAGAAUGAUACAUGUGAGCUAAUUAUAAACAGUCACAAUCCAAAUCAAAAUCUUGAAGGAAAUAUACAUGAUCACCCUUCUCAAAAUUAUGUUUUUGACUUGUUUAGCCUAGAAAGUGAGCCAUCAACACAGCUGAAUACUCCUGAUGUGUUUGACCAAAACGUUCCAGAACAGAAUCAGUCAGUGCAAGACCUUUUUGACAUAUUUAGCUCUGAAAACAACCUGUUAACACAGUGCAAUAUGACACACAUGUCUGACAAAUACAAAUCUGCGGCAGUAAAAGAUGAAUUAGACCAGACUGAAGUUCUUGACCCGAUCAGCUCUGAUAAUGCGUCACACUCCACUGGAAUGGACAGUUUUGAUCCCUUUUCUGAGCCCUUCCAACAUGAUAUAUUUGCAAAUAAUGACGAUGGAGCAGUCUCAGAUACAUUCACAGUGGAAGCAACAAAACCCAACUCAGGCUUAUUUGAUGACUUUCUUAGAGUAGAGAGUCAAACUGGUGGUUAUGAGAUAAAAGAGAGCAAUCUUAUCCAGAGUGACACAUUUUCCUCAUUCUCCUCCACAACACAGACAGAGAACAGUGUAAAUAACAGUAAUGACUGGAUGUCUGGCUUUUUAGGCUAACAAUACUUUCCAACAUGCAUUGCAGAAUAAAAAAUCUGUUAACUGAUCAUAUCUGUGCAUAUCAUAAACUAGAUGAUUUCUUUUUGAUUAACUUUAUACAUUAAAGAAAACUAAGUUUGUAUGUUCAAAUGUAACAGGCCUACCAUCAAACCUUGAAUGUACAAUUAAGUACCCAAAAAUAGGUUUUUAAAUUCCUUGUUUACACAUGAUAUUAGCACCUGUGUGCUUGUUAGCUAAUUGUGUAGCCAACACUAAUGUCAAUUUUCUUGUGAAUCACUAAUUAAAAUUAACUGCAAAUGUAACUUUUUGUAAUUAACAUUAAAAUGAUUAACUCUUACAAUAGAAAUUUAUUGAUUAUUCUUACAGCUGCAAUUUCUGUUUAAAAACCAAAUGCUGUAACCAAUACAUACGUUCAGUGGUUCCUUUUACUGUGUAUUUUUGAAAUUGCAUUAUGUUUACUGUUUAUUGUAAUCAACCUGUGCUUUUUUUUUUGCUUUUGUGUUCCUUGGUUUAAGGCCUGGAUUCAGUGAGAUAUUUUUAUUCAAAUUUUGCAUUUAUUUUUCUCCAAACUGAAAACAUGCAAAAUGGCACAAUAUUUCAGAACAUUUGUAAUUUUAUGUUUAAUACAAUAUGUUUCAUACUUUAGUUAAGGGUGGGAUCCAUAAUACUAACUGUGACACCUAUAGUCAUUUGUAAAAGUAAAAAAAAAUGGUCAAAUGAAGUUUUGAUGAUUUUCCAAAUUAAUAUAAUUUAACACACUCUCUA
Messenger RNA from Pygocentrus nattereri (red-bellied piranha), 4723 nucleotides. RefSeq lists its product as uncharacterized. Gene Ontology annotation, molecular function: actin filament binding. The record is from RefSeq and is a predicted model, not a curated record. The coding region runs from base 248 to 3958 and encodes 1236 amino acids. The transcript is spliced from 10 exons. Gene Ontology annotation, cellular component: actin cytoskeleton; plasma membrane. Gene Ontology annotation, biological process: actin filament bundle assembly. NCBI's taxonomy places the organism in Eukaryota, Metazoa, Chordata, Actinopteri, Characiformes, Serrasalmidae.